Plodia interpunctella (Indianmeal moth) is the source of this 2342-nucleotide messenger RNA. Its product is annotated as basic proline-rich protein-like. The record is from RefSeq and is a predicted model, not a curated record. The coding region runs from base 245 to 1630 and encodes 461 amino acids. The transcript is spliced from 3 exons. Lineage: Eukaryota; Metazoa; Arthropoda; Insecta; Lepidoptera; Pyralidae.
GACGUUGUCACGUCAAAAUAUUUCCAUGGGGAUAAAACGUCACAAUAGAGAGUUAAGAUUUUAGAUUACGGUAAAAUUAGUGCAGUGCCAAUCCUGGAACAGCUGAUUUCAUUCGUCUGUACAACUUAUUGUUCAUUGAUCUCUGUACCAGGAUUGGUGCAAAUUAUGAUGAUGAAAAUUCAAAACGUCGCUUUUAUGCCUAAGAUCGUUGAGUCUCUGAGAGGACAAUAUUAUUUUUUUAAUUAUGAAAUACAUGCAAAAUCGCUUUCACGGAACUGUCUCUAUUGGAAACAAGACAAUGUCGGUAGCAUUCGCUCCACGAGGUAAUAGACCUCCGCUGAGUCCUGCACAAAUUCAAAAAAUGUUAGAUGAGAAUGCUCACCUUAUACAAACUAUACAAGAAUAUCAAGCUAAAGGACAAUUGAUGGAAUGCCAUCAAUAUCAGCAAGUCCUCCACAGAAAUCUGGUUUACUUAGCUUCAGUUGCUGACGCCAACCAAAACAUCCAAAGUAUAUUACCGCCCCCUCAUGUUCUUGCUGGAAAUAUGCCACAGGGCCCUUUAAACCCUCCAUCUAGUGGAGCAGAUGGCACUGGUCAACAGCAAUAUCGUCCUCCAGGGGUUUCAUCGACACCAACAAGGCCUACACAGUCAUAUGGACAAAGACCAUAUCCACAAACACAAUAUCAAGGCCAGUAUCAGGGAACACCUGGUGUUUAUCCACCACAGGCAGGAUAUGGACCACCCAGCCAAGGAUAUGGUCCACCAAAUCCAUCUCAACAACCACAAGGGUAUCCUCCCAAUUCUAACUAUGGACCACCCAUAACUACUGCUCCCAGCAAUUACCCUCCAUCUUCUCAUCCUGGGCCUGGUUACCCUCCAUCUACUGCCCAACAACCAUAUGCGCCGCCUCCUGGCAGCCCUGCUGCUGCAGGCUCUCCAUAUCCAGUUCGUGGUGCAGCACAACCAGGAUACACAAGCAAUUCAGGAUACCCACCACCUCAAACUGGAUCCAAUUAUCCCAAUGUCGGUGUUAGUACUUAUAAUUCUACACCAUCACAGCCUCAGCCUUAUCAAUCUCAACCUUUCCCAAACACAACCCCAACCUCAGCUUAUUCAUCUACUCCAACUUCACAACCCAAUCGCUCUCCACAACCACCACCCAGUGGUUACACUCCACAAAAUCCUACUAGCUCAGGCUAUGGUUCACCAUCUGCUCAAUCUCCUACUUACAAUUCUAGUUCCCAUGGCAAUACUGCACCUCCCUCUACUGUGGCGUCUGGGGUCACAGCUCCUGGUGGCCCCCCUGGGCAGCAAUACCCCCCAGGUCAACCAUCUCCAUAUCCACCAUCAUCUCAGCCACCAUAUUCAAAUCCAUCUUCACAGCCUGGUAGCCCAGCCCCAUCUGUAUCAACAGCCCCUCCUCCUCAAACUUCAUAUCCCCAAAAUCCACAAUCUUACCCCCCAGCAGCAGGAACUUACCCCCCACAUGCAUACCAACAAGGGUAUCCACCUGCACAGUAUCCACCAUCCCCCUACCCUUACGCUCGCGCGCCGGCUCCAGGGGCACCCCCACCCGGCGCACCUCAGCCUUACCCUGGUUAUGGAUUUCAACCCCCAAACCAGCAGUAAACAGUAAAGCAAUGGUUGGUAAGGUUAAGAUUACUAUGUACUACCUACUUGAAAUGUGGAUGUAUCUUACAAUGAAUAUAAAAAUGUAUUAUUACCACUUUUGAUUGCCCAGUUUUCCUUUCUAAGAAGUUAUAAUAAUAUAUAUGAUGUGAUGUGAUAUAUGUAUAUGAUGUUUUUUUUGUUUAUAAUAACUUUAAUUCUACAAUUUGUUUAACAGGUUUUUCCUAAAUUUAGUAUGCACACAUAAAAAAAAAAGUGGUAAUGAUAAUUCACAGGUAAGAUAUAUACCUGCUAGUAAUUUACUAAUUAUAAACAAAUUGCAGUGUUUCAAGUAUGAAUUAAAUUGAUGGUGGUGACAAAAUUUUUAAUGCUUUUUUAAAUAUUUGCAAUUCUGCAUAAAUGUAGGCAUGAUUAUUUAGUGUUUAAUUACCUGGUUUUAGAAAUGGUAAUGGUGAGUAAGAAAUCAUUAGAAGUACAUAGUUAGAACAUUUUAGUGAAUAUUUUAGUUAACAAAUGAAAUUAGUUCUUAAGAUUUUAACUAAUUAAUGUGUAAUCAACUGGUGAAGUUGAAAUUUUGUGUAAUUAAAUUAAUAUUUCUCAAUUGUUAGUAAUAUUUGACUGAUUUUGUAAUUAAUUGUCAAAACCUAGACAGAUAUGAUAGAGUAUUUAUAUGUAAGAAUAAAGAUGUCGCUUAAAAAUCGGAAUUUAAAAA